AUGUCCGGCUACGAUCAGUACAACCAGGGCCACGGCCAGCAGGGUUAUGGCCAGCAAGGUUACGGCCAGCAGCAAGGCUACGGUGGCCAACAAGGUUACGGCCAGCAGGGUUAUGACCAGCAACAGCAAUAUGGCCAGCACCAACAGGGCUAUGGCCAGCAGGGCUACGGCCAACAGCAGGGUGGUUCCUCUGACUACUACGCCGGCCAGCAACACCAGCAGCAGGGCUAUGGCCAGCAGCAGGGUGGGUCCUCUGACUACUACGCCGGCCAGCAACACCAACAGCAAGGAUACGGCCAGCACGAUCAGAACCGCCAGAGCGGCUAUGAGCAGCAGGGUGCCCCCGGUGAAGCCCAGGAGGGCGAGCGUGGUCUUGCCGGUGCCCUCGCCGGCGGUGCUGCCGGUGGCUUCGCUGGCCACAAGGUCAACCACGGUUUCCUAGGAACAAUCGGUGGAGCUAUCAUUGGUAGCAUCGCCGAAGACGCCGUCAAGAAGCACCGCAAGAGCAACAGCCAGUCCCCUCCUCAGUACGGUGGCCCCUCUCCCAACGGUCCCUACGGCGGCCCUCCUUCCAACAAUGGCAGCAGCCCUUCCAUGAUGGAUCAGCUCGGUGGCUACUUCAAGAAAUAG
Penicillium vulpinum is the source of this 630-nucleotide messenger RNA. RefSeq names its product putative high expression lethality protein Hel10 (gene hel10). The transcript has 2 exons. The record is from RefSeq and is a predicted model, not a curated record. Gene Ontology annotation, cellular component: outer membrane. The coding region runs from base 1 to 630 and encodes 209 amino acids. NCBI's taxonomy places the organism in Eukaryota, Fungi, Ascomycota, Eurotiomycetes, Eurotiales, Aspergillaceae.